This is a messenger RNA of Populus trichocarpa (black cottonwood), 1117 nucleotides long. Its product is annotated as glycolipid transfer protein 3. The record is from RefSeq and is a predicted model, not a curated record. Bases 233 to 907 code for a protein of 224 amino acids. Gene Ontology annotation, biological process: intermembrane lipid transfer; ceramide transport. Gene Ontology annotation, cellular component: cytoplasm; membrane; cytosol. NCBI's taxonomy places the organism in Eukaryota, Viridiplantae, Streptophyta, Magnoliopsida, Malpighiales, Salicaceae. The transcript is spliced from 6 exons. Gene Ontology annotation, molecular function: ceramide 1-phosphate binding; ceramide 1-phosphate transfer activity.
CUGAAGCACCAUAAAAAAUACUUUGAGUUCAGGCAGAACAAGUUACCACUGCUAUAUAGCUCUCAACGUCUCAAGCAAGCUACAAUACAUUGGUCUUUCAGAAUAUCAUUGACAAGCAACCGCCAUUGAGACCAAACUCUAAAACAAAACCUUCCAUUUCUCUGUUAUAUUGGAGAAACCCUUUUGUUGCCUAGACCCAGUAGUGAAAGAAGAGGCAAGAAUCAUCUUGAAGAUGAAAAGGACGAGAGAAAUGGAGAAAGGAUCAGAGAUACAGUCUGCAAUUGAAGAACUGUCGAUGCUGAUCGAACUCAAGCCCACAGGUGACAAUCUUGAUAGGACUACUACUGUUCAUAUACCCACAAGGCCCUUUUUAAACGUCUGCAACCUUGUUAUUCAGGUUCUUGAUAAGAUAGGCCCAACAAUGGCAGUUUUGAGACAAGAUAUCAAUCAGAAUAUUCAGAGAUUGGAGAUGCUAUGUAAUUCUGAUCCUUCAAUAUACUCCAAUUUGGUCGCGAUUUUAAAGAAAGAGGCCGAUGAAGGCAAUGCAAGAAAGGGUGCCAGCUGCAGUAAAGCCUUUGUGUGGCUUGCCAGAUCCUUGGAUUUUACGGGUGCUUUGUUACAAAGAUUAGUGGCGGAUCCUGGUCAGAAAAUGGAGCAACUCGUGGAGGAAUCUUACAGCAUCACUUUAAAGCCUUGGCAUGGUUGGAUUUCAACAGCUGCUUAUAAAGUUUCUCUUAAAUUACUGCCUGAUAAUAAAACGUUCAUUAAUCUGCUCAUGCCGAAAGAUGAAACCUACGACAACCUAAAUGAGCAUGUGCAAACAUUCAUCUCAUUACUUGUACCUUUUCUAGAAGAGAUCCACUCUAUUCUGAUACUAUAUGGAUUGGAUAGGCUGAAGUCUACUUAGGGUGAAGACGCACAAAGAUGGGAAAAAAAACUCACAAAGAAAGCAUAGCAAAUGUACAGAGUUUUGUCUUUUACAUAACCUCAAGUUCUCUACUUAGUUUCUUUCGUGUAACUAUGAAUUUUGUAAAUAACUGGACAAGUUAUAUGGAAACUAUGCUGUAACACUAACUUACUGUAAUGUCCACAUAUGGCCGCAAAGGCUUCUUGUUUA